Messenger RNA from Odocoileus virginianus texanus, 1347 nucleotides. Lineage: Eukaryota; Metazoa; Chordata; Mammalia; Artiodactyla; Cervidae. The record is from RefSeq and is a predicted model, not a curated record.
AUGAACCACCGGGUUCCCGCCCACAAGAGGUACCAGCCCACGGAGUACGAGCAUGCUGCCAACUGUGCCACCCACGCUCUCUGGAUCAUCCCCAGCAUCCUCGGCAGUUCCAACCUCUACUUCCUGUCGGACGAUGACUGGGAGACGAUCUCCGCCUGGAUCUACGGCCUCGGGCUCUGUGGGCUGUUCGUGGUGUCCACCGUGUUCCACACCAUCUCCUGGAAGAAGAGCCACCUCAGGACGGUAGAGCAUUGUCUGCACAUGUCGGACCGCAUGGUCAUCUAUUUCUUCAUUGCGGCCUCCUACGCGCCCUGGCUGAACCUCCGUGAGCUGGGCCCCUGGGCCUCCCACAUGCGAUGGCUGGUGUGGAUCAUGGCCUCAGUCGGCACCAUCUAUGUCUUCUUCUUCCAUGAGCGGUACAAGCUCGUGGAGCUGCUCUGCUAUGUCGUCAUGGGCUUCUUCCCCGCCCUGGUCGUCCUUUCCAUGCCCAACACCGAGGGCAUCUGGGAGCUGGUGACCGGAGGGGUCUUCUACUGCUUGGGCAUGGUGUUCUUCAAGAGUGACGGGAGGAUCCCCUUUGCCCAUGCCAUCUGGCAUCUCUUUGUGGCAUUUGGUGCUGGCACACACUACUAUGCCAUCUGGAGGUACUUGUAUCUGCCCAGCACCCUGCAGGCCAAGGUGUCCAAGUGAGGCGGCGCAGCAUGCGUGGGGACAUGUAGGCCUUCGGAGCAGAGCAUCACGGGGAGUGUUCCUGCAAACCGAGCCCAGAGCACAGCGUCCAGGCCCGUCCGCCCUCCCACGGGUAGAGCUUUCAGUGGGUCCGAGAUCACUUCUGCUGAUAAGCCAGACCAUCCCUUGGGUUCUAGGUGAGAGAGAAGGCAUUUAGUCAUUUUCACAGAGGAGAAAUUAACCCUGUAGUGCGUUUCUAUUCUAGAGAGAUGUUUCCUAAAACAACCAACAUUCACAUCGUCAGAAAAGGGGGCAGACGGAGUCUUGGCCAGUUGAGGAAUGACGGGCCCCAUACAUGCUUCUCAAGGCCCUGAGAAAUCUAUCGGGGAGUCUGGUGUUAUUGAUACCCCGGGUGGCCUGGGCCUCCUUCUGUGCUACCAAAGUCCUGGCUGGGGAAUUAUCCCCUGCUUGCGGGUGGGGGGGAAAGUCACCCAGCUUGUAGAUCAGGGAUGGUGAGAAUCCGUGACCGUGGCAGGCAUCCCCAAUCAGCUGCCGCGUGGUGCGGUUUCAGAAUUCUUUCCACGACUUCUCUGGGCAGCCACUGCCAAUCGACUCGGCACUCGUGAGGGCACCUCUUGGCCUCGCCCGCCCCCGUGCGCUCCGCAGUGGGGUCGUGGC